Molecule: messenger RNA, 3044 nt
Organism: Cylicocyclus nassatus
Lineage: Eukaryota; Metazoa; Nematoda; Chromadorea; Rhabditida; Strongylidae
Source: the annotation of a GenBank genome assembly
GCUUGAGUCAUCAUCGACUGAAUCAUUUGAAUAACCACGCAUCGCCAUGCCCUUGGCUAGGCCACUCGCACUUGUUUACGAUUCGAUCGAGUCUCAUGCAGCUUGUUUGUUCGCUGCCUCCGCCUAUCGAUUUUCAUCUUGUUUACGUCUCCUUCUGCAGAGGUGCUCCCUAACAACAUCGUGCAUAGCAAACCAUUCAACAUCUCAUGAGUGUGCAGCAAAUCCCCAAUCCAGCCAAGCUUUUUCGAAACAUCGCCAUGGCAGGGCUAAGUUCCUCCAAUGCCUUGGUGGAUCGUCUAGCGACCAGUAAAGACCAACAAACAGCCCUUCAGUUUGCCUUCUACAACGCUCUCGUAUUUGUAUUGACUGGACUAUGUCUCGCUGGCUUAUACGCUUUGUACAAAAUGAUGUACAUGUUCCUCUCACCGAUAAUGUGGGCCGUAUUGGUUGGUACCGUGUUGUUUCCAUUCAAGAAGCAGAUCACCGAGAAAGUCCAGAGAUGGUUGAGAAGCCUCCGGGAUAACAAUCAAACAUUGGCUGAGGGACUCGUAACUACUCCUUUUUACCGUUUUCGAGACUUCGCUGAUUACAUUUACAGGACUGCUAUGAGCCAUACCGGUUUGCAAGCCGUUAUAGCCUACAUCGUGCUGAAAAUGCUUACCUAUGAACGGACCUUUGUAUACAUAAUCAACCUUGCCGGCUAUUUUUACAACUUCAUCGAUGGCUUCGUAUCUUUCUUCUCCAAAACAUGGCUAUUCCCAAUAAUGCUUAUCUACUUCUGCGCAUAUGCAGCAUGGAUUUAUGUGCAGCAACCAGGAACAGUGAAUAAAAAAGUGGCUCGAGUGAUUUCUUUGCCCAUCUGGACAUACGUCUUGUGCUUCUUGUCUUCCUACUUUGGUCCAUUGCGUGCAGCUGUGUUUGGAGCUUCGGCUGCUGUACUUGGUGCAUUAUCAGCUGGCCUCUGGAAAGUAGAUAGAACCUCUGCGGAUGCAAGUUCCCCAGAAAAUGAAGAUGAAGUGAAACUUCUCAAAGAAGAGGAGUGGCCUGAAUUGCCUCCAAAAGAAGGUAAAGAAGCGGACGCAGACACCGCUUCUGUCGUUUCCAUCGACAAAGCUAUCAAAGGUGAUAAACUCAUUUCAAUUACCGGUGGAUUGUGUGCGCUGUCGUGGUUAGUUCGUCAUGAUUCUGCCCUGAUGCUUGUUCUGGUUCCUUUUCUCUUCGCUGCCAUCCGCAGAGCUGGCGCCAACAGCGGUUUUACUCCUGCAGUUUAUGAUGCAUUCAAAUCUUUCUGGCAGCGUGUGCAACCACACGCUAAGAGAAUCGUUGAUAUCACUGUAGCAGGUCCUCUGCGCCAGUUUGUGAAGGUGCUUUUCUCUUCCGACAAAAUGGUGGUUGAAGCACUCCAUUCGAACAUGGAUAUGCUAUCUUCUGUCGCUGUCAUGGCCCUGCUGGGCCUGUCUGCGCUUUCUGCUCUGACAUUUGUCGGAUUCCAGCUGCACGACGAAACGGCUCACCUUGCCCAGCUCGCUACAAAUGUUGUCCAAUCUCGCCCAGACUGGCUUGGCGCAGCAAUGAAUUACACGGAGGAUAAGCUUGAAGAUCAUCAAAUCGAUAUUAAUGAUUACAUGAAACAGGCUUACGAACAUGGUCGUGGCUGGUUAGCGUCCAACGUAAGGGCUUUGGCUAACCCAAAAGAUACAGAGAGAGCAGAUAUGCUUGAAACACAAGUAAAAAAGAUAGUCGACAAGCUUUACGGGAUGUGGGAGCAAAGAAAUAUCGCGCCGGCAGUGGAGAAAGCUGCAGAAGUUCGCCCGGACUGGAAAUCGCAGCUCAUGCAAGUCACCGAUGUCCAUGCCCUCAAAGAGGAACUUACGCAUAUAGUGAGAGAAAACAUGGACACCAUCACGAACGUGGCUCGUUCGGCAUGGUCCCUGCUGGCUGGUAAUCUCUCCCUAGUUGCGUCACUGCUGGGUUCCCUGGGUGGACUUAUUCUGGACUUUGGAACAGACAUUAUCAACCUAGUCAUUGAAACAAUCGUGUUCCUGACAGUGGUUUACUACCUCCUGUCUGCCUCUCGCGAUCGCUGGCUGCCAAUUGAAUGGGUCAGCAACCUGCCGCAUUUGCUACAAACGUCCGAAAGUCCAGCAACUACAUCUGCAACUAGUAAUCUUCAAACAGAACCGUCUAAGUCAUCUAAUCAUGAAGUGACCGGUGCUAUUGAGCAGGCAAUUUCGGGGGUGUUCGUCCUUUCGUCGAAGAUGGCCCUCUUUUAUGGUCUUUACACCUAUUUUCUUCAUACUCUUUUUGACCUCAACGUUGUUUUCGUUCCUAGCAUGCUCGCCGCCUUAUUUGCCGCCAUCCCCCUCAUGCCUCCCUAUAUUGUUUGCAUCUUUGGCGUAAUUGAGCUGUGGCUUGUGCGAGGCGAGCUAGCUUCCGCAAUAGUAUUUGCUGUCUUGUCAUUUGCACCACGCUUGUUCGCUGAUACGGCUUUCUACAAAGAAGUCAAAUUCUCCCAUCCAUAUUUGACUGGUCUGUCCAUUAUCGGCGGCAUGUACUGGCUUGGGCUUCAGGGUGCUAUAAUUGGACCAAUCAUCUUGUGCACUUUCCUGGUGUUUCUCCAUGUGUUCACCGACUAUGCCGGAACCAGAGGAGAAAAACUCAAAACCCGAUAAAUGGUUGUAGAAGUUUAAAUUGCGGCAGCUUAUUAUCCAUCCACUUGCCAUUUGAUGCUUCUUCAAUCACAGCAUGUAUAUUAGUGCGACGUUGACCGUGCCGAUUUGUUUUCACCUCCAUCAGGCCUAUGACUCCGAUUUACUUAUAGUCUUUGUACAUACUUAGUUCGGUUAGUUCUGAUCUAUGAACUUCGAGUGAACUUCAUGCUAAUCCCUGUUUAUCAAUGCAGUAUUCUUUUUCUCAUCACGCAUUUUCAACCUGCUAUUAUCAUUUGUCGAGGCAAAAGUAGAUACUAACCUUUACUGCCAUUGCAUGUUUACACAUUUUUAACAUUUGUAUGACCAAUCUUCUACUCAUAAUAAACUUCUUUU